Dreissena polymorpha is the source of this 450-nucleotide messenger RNA. Its product is annotated as visual pigment-like receptor peropsin. NCBI's taxonomy places the organism in Eukaryota, Metazoa, Mollusca, Bivalvia, Myida, Dreissenidae. Gene Ontology annotation, cellular component: photoreceptor outer segment; membrane. Gene Ontology annotation, molecular function: G protein-coupled receptor activity. The transcript is spliced from 2 exons. The record is from RefSeq and is a predicted model, not a curated record. Gene Ontology annotation, biological process: G protein-coupled receptor signaling pathway. Bases 1 to 450 code for a protein of 149 amino acids.
AUGGCAGAGAGCAGGGAUCACUUCGUCACAUACACCAUGUUGUUGUUCACCACGGGAUUUUUGUUACCAUGUAUCGUGAUCGUGUUCUGCUAUUGGAACACAUGGAGGUUCCUCUGGUCUGUGGGGGAAGGGGGUCGUCACGAGAACGCCGAGUGGACCCACGAGAAGCAAAUUGCAAAGAUGUGCGGUGUGGCCAUCAGCCUUUUCCUCGUUGCCUGGACUCCGUAUGCCGCCGUUUGUCUGUGGUCUCUGUUCGGGGACGUUUCCAGCAUUCCGUCCCAGAUACUCGUUGUGCCUUCGAUGUUUGCCAAGUCCUCCGCAUGCUACAAUCCCGUCGUGUAUGCGCUCGUCAACAAGCGUUAUAGACUCGCGAUGAAGAAACUCGUUGGGCUGAAGAAGUCACGGAGGCCUUCGUUUGUGUUACACCUGUACAACUUUGAUCAACACUAG